This is a messenger RNA of Polistes canadensis, 6728 nucleotides long. RefSeq lists its product as uncharacterized. Gene Ontology annotation, molecular function: protein binding. Gene Ontology annotation, cellular component: plasma membrane. The coding region runs from base 1275 to 4625 and encodes 1116 amino acids. The record is from RefSeq and is a predicted model, not a curated record. The transcript is spliced from 10 exons. Lineage: Eukaryota; Metazoa; Arthropoda; Insecta; Hymenoptera; Vespidae.
GAGUGCGAGCCCGCGGUACCUACACGCCGGGUCUGGGUUUGGCCGGGUCGGGUGCUGCGCAGGCAUAGCGGAGUGGAGCAAGAGCAAGAGUAAGAGCAAGAGCAAGAGCAGAACAGAGCAGAGAGGCAGUGCCAGUACCAGUUACCAGUGGUAGAGCCGGAUCCAGAAAGAGAGCCAGUACCAUCGGCAGCUGUAGUGGCGUCAGAAGUGAGCCGUGUACACCUGCCACGCCACUCGAUACGCAUUUGCUAUAGUUCGAGUUGACGUUCGAAUUGUUCCUCUUCGAUUUAAGGAGACCUAUGUGAUAGAAACAAGAUCAGAGAUAGAGAGAGAAAGAGAGAGACAGAGAAGAAGAAAGACAGAAGUAGUGGUUGAAAGAGGGAAAGAUAGAAAGAAAGAGAAAAAUAGGAAAAAAGAACAAGUUGUAUGUAUGUAUACAUAGAGACACAGUUAAAUAGAGGAAUACAUAGACAAAGGAUCAAAGCAACGAAUACACGUUGAGAUAUAUCUCAACAUCCAGCUCGCGAGCCACCCCUUGAACCACCCUCCCCCCCAAAGCAUUCUCCCCUUUCGCUCGACCACCCCUCUUCUAGCCGACUCCUCGCUUUAGACUACCCUUCUCUCCCCGAACUUUCCUUCCUUCCUUCCUUCCUGCCUGCCUGCCUGCCUGCCUGCUUGCCUGCCUGCCUCCUGCUUGCUUCUCUGUCUCUCCGUUUUCCUACAUGCUACCUAUCUUCUUUUCUCUUAUUCUUACUUCCCUUUCUACCGUCUCCUAGUUCCAUGUUAUCUCUCAAAUAAUAAACUUGAAUCGUUCGGGUCGUGUGCGGUUAGAAAAACCAUUUAUCAGUGCCAAUACUUAAUCAUCGCGUUAGUGAAAAUUGUCUAAAUAAAGAGAAUUGUUAAAUUUUUCAAAUGGAUCGAGAAUGAAGAGUCAGUGAAUAUCUAACUGUAGUUUGUUGUGAUAUUGUUCGUAGGGAUCAGUGGAUUUCGAUCCCAAAAAUUCAGUGGACGACCUAGUAUUACUACUACUAAUACUAUUACUACUAAAGUGGACUGUGUGAGAAAAACUCGACUUGCCAUUAGUUCGCUUAGGAACGAUCGACUUGCAUCCCGUUGUCAAGCGAAUGCUAACUAUUUUGAUAAACUAUUUAUUUUUAUGACAAUAUUUGUAUUUGUGAAGAAUUUCUUGCUGUUAUCUGAUUGGUGGUAAAAGCGUGGGUUGGUACAUAAGCGAGGCGUUCAACGUGGCCGAUCAUUGGACAUGGUGAGGGGGCAUGUUGGUGUGCCGGCGGUUGCUGCUGAUCGCAGCCGCGAUCGCGGCCUCGAUCGAGAUUGGCUCCGCUAGUUAUCGUUCAAGCAUAUCCUCGGAAAACCCUAGCAAUCCUGGAACGACAUCAUCCGAGGUAUCAUCUAGUAGCCCGGAAACGAGCGGCUCCUCGACCGAAAUCACCGAGACGAUCGUUUGCAGACCGUCCGAGUAUCUUUGUGGUACUGGCCAGUGCGUUGCACAGGACAAAUAUUGCGACGGGGAAAAUGACUGCGGCGACAAAUCCGACGAGCCACGAUAUUGCACUCCAUGCAACCGAACGCUGUACGGUGAUGUCGGUCGAACGUACAGAAUGGAAGUCCGUCGGCCGAGGAAGGAUCGACUGCCAUUCUUGUGUCAUCUCAACUUCACUGCCGCCGGUUCUGAUCUUGGUGAUCUAGUUCAGUUAACGUUCGACACGUUUACGGUCGGUCGAUUUCAAUCUUUCACGUCGGAAGGAUGCCCGGAUGGUUUCAUGAGUAUUCGCGAGGAGGGUCGUCCAGCGACAGGUGGACAAUGGUGUGGCAGUGCUUGGGGUUACACGGUCUACUACAGCGAAACACCCUCCAUCAAUCUCACUCUUUACUUGCAACGCUUGCCCGAGGAGGGGAUCGGUUACAACUUCGACUUCCAACUAUCGUACAAGUUUCUCAGACGAAGCGAAGCACAUCUAAGGUAUGGGAACACGAGUAUGGCUACUUGGCGAGGUGAACUGGUAAAUGGUACCUACUGUGAUCGCGUAUUAACCAAAUGCGACACUCGUGCCUGCCGGCUUCAGUCACCGAACUAUCCUGGCGUUUAUCCCAGGAACGUCACCUGUUACUAUCGCGUUGAACAGAAUCGUGCACCUCCUGGGCACAGAGCACUUCUUGCUGUCAGUCAACGUAACAGCCACAAGAUACACAUCAAAGAUCAGAUUGUCAAAUACGAUAGAAGUCAACGUAUACUUAGAGUUUGGGAUCAGUGUAAUGUAGUACAAGAUUACUUAACCGUAUACGAUGGUGGCUCCACCUCGGAUAGAGUCCUCGUGAGAUUGUGUGGAGGAGACGCAGUGCCGGAUAUCGUCAGUAGUCACAACACAAUGCUUUUGGAAUUUCACACCUCGCCAUACGAUAAUCCGUUUCACCCUGUUCCUUUAUCUUUCCUUCCAGGAUUCGAGCUAGAAGUUCAGGUGCUAUUCGUCGACGAAAAAUCCCGAAGCUUCGUGAAGGAAAACGACAACUGCGACUUUUAUAUAUCGAGCGAGGAAAGCUCGUUGGGAAUACUGGAGAAUCCGAAGCACUCUCUUCCGCCGAAUACUACUUGCCGUUAUCACUUUCAAGGGAAACUAAACGAGAUCGUUUGGCUUUCCUUCGUCAAGUAUUAUGCCGCCAGUGCGGAACUUGCUGCGAAUCUUCACACUGGUGCAGAUUGUAACGCGAAGUUGCUGAUAUGGGAUGGCGAUCAUGCUUCAAAUAAGCUUGUUACCACCCGAAAGAACAUCACACUGAUGGGCCAAUUUUGUAAAGACGACGUACCAAGACUUUGCGAUCACAGUCUUUUACGUAAUAGCAGUCGUCAUACGCGUCCUUGCAGUUUGACCGAGAGUUACGUUUCCACGGGAAGGGAUCUCACCUUAGAACACAUUCUACGUCAAGGAAGUGCUCUUUAUCCGAUAAGCUUCGUCUUGCGUUAUGAAUUUGUGCACGAGGCCACAUCCUGUAAUCACGUUUUCUCAAUGACGUCUCCGACUUCCUCUUCGUCUUCCACAUCAUCAUCAUCAUCAUCAUCAUCAUCAUCAUCAUCAUCGUCGUCGUCAUCAUCAUCAUCAUCAUCAUCGUCGUCAUCAUCAUCAUCAUCAUCAUCAUCAUCAUCAUCAUCAUCAUCAUCAUCAUCAUCAUCGUCUUCGUCUUCGUCUUCGUCUUCGUCUUUAUCUUCAUCUUCGUCUUCGUUAUCUAUCAUCUCGAACUUUGGAAAGUUCACAUCUCCUAAGAGCGUAUUUCUCUAUGGUCGAGGUGGUACCCAAAAUCUCAGCUGUGUCUAUAGAUUCGAGUCCAAGCCCGAACAUAGAAUAGAGUUGUCCAUUGACAGAGCUUCCUUCGGUGAUAAGAUCUGUUCCUCUUACAUCGAUCCACUCGUCAAUCGAUGGACUUGCGAUAGACGUAUUGGCGGGCCAAGAAAGUUUGGUAUUGCUGAACUCGUCAUAGCUGAGUAUCCUUGGCACGAAGUUGAAUUGAUACGCGACUGUUUGUGCUCUAACGUGACAGAGAGAAUCAUUUUGAGAAGUCUAACGUCGAACGUCAUCGAAAUUAGGUUUACAGUGACACUGAUGAACGUAACGCAAGACUACAGAGAUUACUUUUUCGAAGGAGAAUAUCGUUUUAUUCCAAUGAAUACAGAAAACAGCGAGCAAGGAGGUUGCUCAACGAAACUCGAAGAACGUCGAUUGCGUGGUACCAGUGGUGAGAUAUCACUUAGAAGUCCAUUACCACGCAUUACUCCUGGUGUCGCAGCUGUCGAAGAAAUUUUAACGAACACGGAAGAUUUAACAGCUACGCAAUGCGUUAACGAACCCUGGCUGAUCGAGCCCGAGGACGCGAGAAUGAACUUUCUUUAUUUACGAACUGCUGGUUAUAGCAUUGAUCUCGACAACGUUGAAGCAUGUACCACUCAAAAUCGAAUAAUCGUAUACUCAGCAGCCAAUACCAAAGAACGCAGUGUAAUCUGUCCAGAAGGUGGAGUGGAUACUAGCAAAACAGUCGACUUCUUCUCAGGUGGUUGGAAUUACAGUGCUGUUAAUGCUAGCGUAGCAAUGCAACAACACUCUAGAAGCUUCGUCGUUGAAUUCCUGCAAAGAGAACCUGGGUUUUAUGCCGUUACGUGGAUGGCUAUCUCCAAACGAACACCUGCGUCCAGUCUUGGUUCCAACGCUUUUACGAUCUUACCUACAGAGGAGUGUCCUUUUAGGUGUCCAGAAAUUCAUGCGUGCAUCAGCCAGGUCCUUUGGUGCGACGGUGUUCGUAAUUGUCCUUCAGGAAACGACGAAAAGGAAGAAAACUGUUCGUAUCGUUUCGGGCCAACGUUAUUUUACGUCGCUAUUGGUGCCGGUGCUCUUGGUGUAUUCUUCGUCCUUUUAUUGGCUACCGGUUGCCUCAAAUAUUGCCUCUCUCGUCACAAAACACGAAAGAAGAAAAAAAACGUUGCUCUCAAUGUAAAUCAUCAUGUUAAUCAUACCCACCAUAAUAACGGUUUGACUGGAAGCAGAUUAAGCGGACGUUACAAUCUUCCGACACCACAGGAAAUGUAUUUGGAGAAUUAUGGGAAAGAUAGUAUUUGUUGACAAUACGCCAUUACUAAUAUCGAGACCACCGUGUGAAUAGUUUGGAUUUUUAAUCUGCCUAUCUCGCUGACAGGAAAACACGUCAAAAAUAAUAAUUAUCGACGGCAGAUAAAAGAAAAUGAAUAAUAAAAAUGAUUAUUGACGACAAAUAAUAAUAAAAAAAAAAACAAAAUAAUUAUCGACUGAGUUAUAUUAUCGAGGAAUAGGUAUAUACAAAAAUUUUACCACUGGAUUCAAUUCUUGAUGAAAAUUUAAAAAUCUAAUAAAUUUGUGAUCACCUUAAACGUAACGAUGAAUUUUUAGAUCGUUCUCGUUUAAUUUUUUCUAACAACGUUCAGAGAAAUGAACGAAAUAACGCAGAAAUUGUUUUUCCUUUUUUUCUUUUCUUUUCUUUUUCUUUUUAAACACAAGAAAAACUAACAAUAAAAGAUAGAAAUUGUAUUGAUCGUCAAGAAACAACCCUGGACCGUCGUCUUUCUACUUGUCGAGCUCAUCUAGCGUGAUUUUCACUCUCACGAACACAGAAACCGACCAAAUUCCAUCAUCCUCGCAAAAAAGAAGAAUUAUUAUUAUUAUUAUUAUCAUCAGUAAGCUCCGACUUAGUAAACUUAAAUGCGCGUUUUUUAGUAAAUCAUAAGUUCGAGCUGUGAAAAGUGGUGCAGAAGAUAGAAGGCGUCGACGUAAUCGUCUGCUUUUUACCAAAGAAAAAAAUUGCCAGAAGAAAGAAAGAGGAAUAAAAUAAAAAUGAAAAAGAAACGAGAGAGAGAGAAAGAGGGAAAACGAGGAAAGGAGUGGUAGUUUUAAAAAAGAAAAUCUUUUAAAAAAAAUCUCGCUCUCUCAGAAUCUGCGAAGAAUCCUUGUUUUUAAUUAAAAAUAAACAAACGAACGAAAAAAAAAUAAAAUAAAUAAAUAAAAAGAAAUAAUAAUAAAAAAAAGACUCAAAAGAAGAGUAUCAUUUUGAAGAAAGAAAAUGACCAAACAAAAUGGAACCCAUUUUCCGCAGCUUUUCUCUUAUUCACACGCGACAACCACCAUUUUCACGAUCUUUUCAUAAUAAUAUAUCGAGAAAGGAAAUAUAUUUUUCACUCUCGUCUCUUCCCCAAUCUCUCGAGAAGUCAAAGAUUAAAAAAAAAAAAAGAAGACGAAAGAGAUGAAGAAAAAGAAAAACUAAAACUAAAGUAAAGUAAACUAAAAACUACAAACAAAACGUAUGUCAUCAUCCGUCGAUGUAGGCACCAUUUUGUAAUCAUGGAUGACUUUACGAAACACACUCGUCCAUAAAACUUACACAAAUACAUACAUACAUACACGUACACGCAAAAGUACAUUUAAAAAGAAAAGAAAGAAAGGAAGAAACCCAUAACACAUACAUACACACACACACACUCAACACGUAAAAAAACGUUACAUGAUUCCUAUUAUACCUAAUCCAAACUUUAUAAUCAUUUAAAAGCGACUGAUAUUAAACGCAUAGAUAAAUCGCACGUGUACUCUAGGUUUGAUAUCGAUCGAGCAAAGCUUGAACCGACCGGUAGAGUUGGAUGUAUAGUUGAAAUAUUAUUAUUUAAAUGAAAACAAGAGAUAAAAAGAAGAAGAAGAAGAGAAAAAAGUAAAAAAAAGAAAGAAAGAAAGAAAUAAAAAUAAGCAAAGGAUCGAAUAAGUUUUUUCGAAUCCAGAUCGACAAAAUUGACAAUUUAAUGUAACAUUCUCGUAUUUAUAUUCAUGCGAGGAAAAAUAAAUGAAAGAAAAAUAUUUACAUACUCUUCGUCGGGGUUAGGACCGGACGAUAACGAUUAGAGGACUAUGAUCGAAUGCUGUGAUAGAAGUAAGCGUAUCAACAAUCGCAACAGGAAUUUCUUCGCGUGUUUACUCCUCCUUUUCCUCUUCAUCUUCUUAAAUUUUAAAAAUGGAAAAGGACCUUUUGAUCAUCACCGAACGACGAUGAAAUAUCGAUCUUUCCUUAUCCUUUUUCUUAUCCGAUCGUUAUCCAAUGAAAUAUACACGUAUACAUAAUAUACAAUUAUAUAAUUAUAUCUUUAAAACGACACUCGUCCCUACUCCCUUCCCUCCCAAAAAAAAAAAAAUAAUAAAUAUAAACGAUCG